Loxodonta africana (African savanna elephant) is the source of this 1193-nucleotide messenger RNA. RefSeq names its product TNF alpha induced protein 8 like 3 (gene TNFAIP8L3). The coding region runs from base 1 to 1086 and encodes 361 amino acids. NCBI's taxonomy places the organism in Eukaryota, Metazoa, Chordata, Mammalia, Proboscidea, Elephantidae. The transcript has 3 exons. Gene Ontology annotation, cellular component: cytoplasm. Gene Ontology annotation, biological process: regulation of apoptotic process. The record is from RefSeq and is a predicted model, not a curated record.
AUGGCGGGGGGGGAGGUGUCCCAUCAGACAAAGACAAAGAAAAGCUUUUUAAAAUCAAUUCCUGCCCUGCGAGUUGGCUUCGCCCACACCGAAGGGAAGGGGCACGACCCAGCGGCCCCGACACUGUGCCGCGCGCAGCUUGUCCAGGACGCGCGGAGGGAGAAGCGGCACCGCCCGGGGGUAUUUAACUCCAGUCUGCAACACGCCGGGCGUCAGACGCUCGGGCUCCUCCCGGGUCGGGCCUCCCUUCCCUCUUUCCGGCUCUCUGCCAGCGCGCCUCACCCUCCGCCCAGCACUCGCCUUGCGCUCAGACAUCGGCCGGCGGGCGCCGGCAGCGGGGCGCGGGGGGCAGAGGCGAGCACCGCCCCCUGCGCACCGCCCAGCCAGGGCCGCCCGGCUUCCCGCACCCAGCGCACCGCGGAGCUCAAACUGGGACGUCAGGCGGCUGAGGACGCCCGGCCAGCCCGCAGCAUGGAUUCAGAUUCCGGCGAGCAGAGCGAGGGCGAGCCUGUGACCGCCUCAGGUCCCGAUGUUUUUAGUUCAAAGAGCCUGGCCCUUCAAGCCCAGAAGAAGAUUCUGAGCAAAAUAGCCAGCAAAACCAUGGCCAACAUGUUGAUUGAUGACACCAGCAGUGAGAUCUUUGAUGAGCUCUACAAAGUUACCAAAGAGCACACCCACAACAAGAAGGAAGCCCACAAGAUCAUGAAAGACUUAAUCAAGGUGGCGAUCAAAAUUGGGAUCCUCUACCGAAACAACCAGUUCAGCCCGGAGGAGGUUGUUAUUGUGGAGAAGUUCAGGAAGAAGCUGAACCAGAUUGCCAUGACUGUCGUCAGCUUCUACGAGGUGGAGUAUACCUUUGAUAGGAACGUGCUUUCCAAGCUUCUGCACGAGUGCAAGAACCUGGUGCAUGAAAUGGUGCAGCGACACCUGACGCCCAGGACCCACAGGCGCAUCAACCAUGUCUUCAACCACUUUGCUGAUGUGGAGUUCCUCUCCACCCUCUAUAGCCUGGAUGGAGACUGUAGGCCCAACCUCAAGAGGAUCUGUGAGGGAGUCAAUAAAUUGCUAGAGGAGAAAGUCCUUUGAAUGCCUUCCCACUUCCUGAACUUUGCUGCUUUUAAGUUACAGCACCACUGUGGUCCAGGUAAGAAUCAAGAAAACAAGAAGAAACCCUUGUGAAAGAUGUCAGUGUU